GUGACGUGGCUGGCAGCUGCUGGUAACCAUGCCUGCAAUCUUCAAUUUUCAGAGUCUACUCACAGUAAUCUUGCUCCUUGUAUGUACCUGUGCAUACAUAAGAUCCUUGGCUCCCAAAUUACUGGAUAACAAUCAAACUGGAUUACUGGGUAUAUUCUGGAAGUGUGCCAGGAUUGGUGAAUGGAAGAGCCCUUAUGUUGCUGUGUGCUGUAUAGCAAUGGCCUUCAGUAUUCUGUUUAUACAGUAACAGUUGUGGAAAAAAAAAUCUGGAAAAUGUCUGCAGUAAAACUACAACGGAAUAAAAGACCCUGGGAAACCGAAAAAGUAUUCUACACCUUAAUUACCCACUGGACAAUACAAAAUUAUGACAAGUUCCAUAUUUUCUGUUAUAGAAGAGAGGUGCAUUAAUUUGUAAUAUUUCAUUUAUUAACAGUCAUGUUUGUAGAUUUUCCAUAUUCUUUCAUGUGGAUUGUAUUA
Molecule: messenger RNA, 477 nt
Organism: Sphaerodactylus townsendi
Lineage: Eukaryota; Metazoa; Chordata; Lepidosauria; Squamata; Sphaerodactylidae
Product: protein kish-A-like
Exons: 1
Coding region: 29-247 (72 amino acids)
Biological process (GO): protein secretion; intracellular transport
Source: RefSeq, a predicted model, not a curated record